Messenger RNA from Neurospora tetraspora, 2422 nucleotides. RefSeq names its product major facilitator superfamily domain-containing protein. Lineage: Eukaryota; Fungi; Ascomycota; Sordariomycetes; Sordariales; Sordariaceae. Bases 1 to 2001 code for a protein of 666 amino acids. The record is from RefSeq and is a predicted model, not a curated record. Gene Ontology annotation, molecular function: transmembrane transporter activity. Gene Ontology annotation, cellular component: plasma membrane. Gene Ontology annotation, biological process: transmembrane transport. The transcript has 3 exons.
AUGGCUACCGUCUCGCAGUCCACCACGUCUCUCAGUAGCAGUGGCAAGUCAAGCCAUCACAACCGCCCGGGAGACGAAUCUAGGGGCGCUGGUAGCAUGGCAGAACCAAACGAUGUCGAAAAGCUCUCUCCCACUCCGCCGCCUACGGGCCCACCGCAGCCAACCGAGAAUGAUCUGUACAAGCCAAAGAGCCUAAUGUUCUGGUUGACCCUGUUGUGCAACUUUAUGGCGCUGUUUCUCGUCGCUCUUGACAGGACAAUUAUCGCGACCGCCGUUCCGCGCAUCUCGGACGAGUUCAAUGCUUUGGGCGAUAUUGGAUGGGUCUUUCUAGUCAGCGUUGUCGUCUUCGAAAUUGGCUCUGCCAUCUGCGGUGCGGCACCGAGCUCAACCGUCUUUAUUGUCGGCCGUGCCAUUGCUGGCAUGGCUUCUGCCGGUAUCUUCUCAGGCUGCAUGUUGAUCAUGAUCCCUAUGAUCCCCUUACACCGCAGGCCUGCCUUCCAAGGUCUCUUCGGCAUGGUGUUCGGUAUCGCGUCGGUUAUGGGCCCCUUGAUCGGCGGAGGCUUCACGAGCGGUGCCACUUGGCGUUGGUGUUUUUACAUCAACUUGCCCAUCGGUGCUGUUAGCUUUAUCUUCAUGGUCUUUUUCUGGAACCCACCGAAAGCGAAGCGCGAACCUGCUAGCCUUGGCGCACAUAUCAAAAGACUGGACCCCAUCGGCAUGAUCUUCUUCCUUCCUGGAACCGUGUGUCUUUUGCUUGCUUUACAGUGGGCUGGUUCGACUUAUGCGUGGAAUUCGUGGCGCAUCAUUCUCCUCUUCGCGCUCUUUGGGGCAUGUACCGCGGCUUUCAUUGUUGUCCAGAUUUUGAAACCCAAGACGGCUAUGGUGCCGCCAAAGGUCAUAACACAGAGGAGCGUGGCUUUUGGUACCUCCUUUACCUUCUUCUUGGCAGGGUCUAUGCUUAUGAUGGUGUAUUACGUACCAAUAUGGUUCCAAACCGUCAAGCAGGUCGAUCCCAUCAAGUCGGGUAUCUACACACUCCCGCUCGUUCUCAGCCUGGUCGUUUCGAGUAUCAUUGCCGGUAUCAUUACCCAGAAGAUCGGAUACUAUGUACCAUCUAUGCUCGUUGCUCCCUCACUCAUGUCAGUCGGCGAGGGUCUCAUGAGCACACUUAACCCAGGCAGUCCGUCUUCGCACUGGGUCGCCUUCCAAUUCCUGACAGGGUUCGGUCUCGGUUUUGGAAUGCAGACUUCAGGUUUGGCCAUCCAGACAGUUUUGCCGAAAGAAGAUGUCAGCACAGGCAUUGCCAUUAACUUCUUUGUUCAACAAUUGGGCGGUGCUGUUUUCACAUCGGUUGGCCAGACCAUCCUCAGUAACCUUCUCGUCAAGAAACUGUCCGGAAUCCCUGGUAUCGGAGGCCAUGUCAUCGUCAACGAAGGCGCCACACAACUCACCAACGAAGUACCGCCGGAAUACAAAGACCGCGUACUCGACGCAUAUAACUAUGCCUGUCAGCGCAUUUUCCUAGCGGCCAUGGGCCUAGCAUUCGCCUCACUCCUCUGCGCAUGCGGAAUGGAAUGGAAGAGCGUCAAGAAGGGAAGACAAGGACCACCACCGUCGCAACCUCCCGCAACUGGACCUCAAGGACCCAACGAAGGUCUUCUCCGUCCGUCGUCAUCUUUCCUUCCAAACGGUCCCUCAGAAGGAUCAACAACAAAUGGACUGAUCAUGGCCAAGAAGGAAGCGCCAGCGGAAGGUCUCCCGCGACAACAUCUCAGAAGCCGAAACUCGAGGAGAGAGUCACUCGCAUCUGAGGGUAGGGCCUCGGGAGUGUUGACAAAGCCACCGCCGGCAUAUAUGACCCCUGGGUCUCCGGGCUCAGCUAAGGGCAGUCCUAGAUCCAGUGAUCAAAGGGUGGAGCAAGAGAUGCGGUCGAGUUACCACUCGGCGCCGAGGAAUACGGCGAGUCAGGAGAUGAAGGAGCUUCCUAGUCCUGCUGCUUGAUUUUUCUUGAAAAUAGUUAACGUAAGUUGGAAGUCCGGGGAAAUGAGGUCUUGGUGUUGGACAAGAUGAUGUAGUUCAGGAAAACAACUUUGUAUUCAAUUCGGGAUCGGACGGAGUCAAUGGCGUUUCUCACAUACCUUAUGAUGGAAUUCGGUAACGGUUAAGGAUAGAAGGCGAGUAUGACGAAUUGGAGUACCUAUUUGGACACCUGUAUUAUCAAUAACGAACACCACUAUGUUACUGGGUUGGUUGAUGAAUGGGGACGGGUUCAAACAGGGUUUGGUACGAAAGCGAUGUCAGGAUACUGUAGGUAGAUAGGAGGAAGUAGAGAACUGGAGUGUAAUGGAAAAAGGAAAAAAAAAAAGACAAAACUACCCCAAAAGUGUUGAUAGGAACUCGUGUUCGUUCACUGACAUCUCUC